This is a messenger RNA of Diabrotica virgifera virgifera (western corn rootworm), 785 nucleotides long. Its product is annotated as TLC domain-containing protein 5-like. The coding region runs from base 61 to 774 and encodes 237 amino acids. The record is from RefSeq and is a predicted model, not a curated record. The transcript has a single exon. NCBI's taxonomy places the organism in Eukaryota, Metazoa, Arthropoda, Insecta, Coleoptera, Chrysomelidae. Gene Ontology annotation, cellular component: membrane.
UUGUCAGUGUCUACAAUCAAAUAUAACCACUAAAUUCAAGUUAAUUUAAUAAUUGUUCUAAUGUUGGAAAGAUUCCUAUUUAGAGAUGGAUAUUUAGAUUUCGAAACACCUGUAGCAGUAGCAUUCUUUGCAGGACUAUGUCGGUUUCUAUAUUUACUAGUGAGCAAAAUAAUACCAACUAAAUCGCCGGAAUACCAUUGCAGAGUCAUAAGUUUCAUCCAUGGAUUCAUAACUGCGUUCGUUGGUAUAAACCAGUGCUUCCUCGUGGACAACCCAUUCUACCACCCCUACUGGCGCACCACCUACACUCAAUCCAUUCUGUUAGCCUUCAGUGCUGGAUAUUUCAUCCACGAUUUGAUAUGGAUGUUGGAGCACACGAGGGAUGAGAGGGUGUUCAUAGCACAUCACUUCUACAGUGCAUUUACUUUGGUACGAAUCCUUUUCAAAGGUACUUCCGGAGCUCAAGCUAGUUGUUCUUUAGGAAUAUUGGAAAUAACGAAUCCUUUUUUACAAAUGAGGUGGUUUCUGAGCUCGGAAGGCAAGGAUGAUACAGCGUUGUUCACGUCCAUAGAAAUAAUGUUUUUUUCUGUGUUUCUCGUUAUAAGAAUUAUGGUAGGGGGUUAUUUACUGAAGAUCGUGUUGACGCAUCCUCAAAAUGAUUGGGAGUUUAAAUUUAUGUCUUUAUCAAUGUAUAUUUUAUCAUGGGUGUUUUUUGUUAACAUUCUUCAAUACAUAUUUGGUAAAUUCAAGGAUCCUAAUAAAGAUAACACGUAAAAAGAGUACAA